AUGCAAUCACUCGUCCUUCCCCCUUCUUCCUACAUCACUACAGAAUUCGGUCAUCCAAGGUUUAAUCCCGGCCAGGAGCGGCUUUCUCUUAAUCUCCAUCGGUCGACCAAUGCUCGAAGGUACACGCCUCGGGAUUUACCGCCCCCUCGCUCUAUGUCCGGUCCGGUCCCAGCAGAGGACUCCCUGGAGACUUCUGGCACCGCGAGGCGGCCCGGACAUCCUGAGCUCUUUCAACCAGUAUCAUCCGCAAGCGUGACAGCGCCGACGACAACACCUAUUGCGAUUUCCGGCUCUCAGCUUCCCUCGGGCUCCGUGGGUGCUGUGGCUGUCUCGGAACCGGCAGUGCAGCGCCUGGUUUCCGCCCCUGGGGAGGAAGCGCUACGGCAACCGCUGAGUGUUGGCGAUGCAUUUCCUUCAGCACGACUUCCACCUUCUUUAGGAGCCCAGGCUCUAUCGCAAUCUUCAGUGGCUGCAUACGUGCAACCCUCGUUCGCAUCGUCGCCCCCCGAAGCUUCUAGCCGCCCGCUAGCGCAAAAGCCAACGAGACGCACAAAAGCACAUGUCGCAUCGGCGUGUGUCAACUGCAAGAAAAAGCACUUGGGCUGCGACCCAGCACGGCCCUGUCGGAGAUGCGUUCUAUCAGGAAAAGAGGUAAGUGCUACCUGUGUAGAUGUCACGCAUAAGAAGCGAGGGCGACCGCCGUUGAAGGCAGAAGAAGCAUCGCUCAGAACGUAUGCCGCACAGCUGGAUAGAGCAGCGGUCGGGGAGCACCAUGGCUCUCAAUCGAGAAGAACGCAUAUGCAUCGAGCCACCUCCUCGCGAGAAAUACGUCCCGUGACAGACUUGCAGAUGAUUAGGGGUCAAGCAGGGACAAUGGCCAUGGGGGCCUCGUCAGGACAACCACAUCGAUGGUCGGCUUCGAUGUAUCCCCAAGCCCUCGAUCCCGCUAUGACAAUGCAACGAAGCAUUGGCCAUCGGAGAUUUUCCUCCUCUGGAUCAGUGCAGUCGAUGACGGCAACAUCGCCACCCAGCUAUGUCUCUCUGCCAGCUGGGUACAAUCCCGUGAUGGGAGUGGGUCGCAUGUCCACGGGAGCUGGAAGGCCAUUGUCCGCUUACACCCACCAGGCCUUAAACCCUGCUACGACACCACCGCAGUAUCAACACGCAUUCUUACCGAUGUCACCUUACUCGGAGGCCCCGAGAAUGGUAAACCGGGCGCCGAUGGGAGAGAUGCCAAUGGGAAGAGAUCCUCGCGAAGGGUACGGGGAGUCGCCGGUGAGACUUCCUCCAAUAUACGCGCCAACGAUGGCCACUCCGGUUUCUAUGUCACAAAGUCAUCGUGGAAGCAGCGAUCCAUACAAUGCCAUAUGGUCGUCGCCCAUGCGAGAGGAGUUUUUACAAGAGCACCGCCAACAUAUGCCGCCACAUGGAUUUAUCGAGCCGAUUUCACCGAGUAGUCAGAUGCGUCCGGGAGGGUCAGACCCAGGAUACUUGGACCCAGCAAUACGCCAAUUGGGGUCUAUGGCUCCGGCUACAGAAGGACAGUCGCUGCAACUUUCCCCGCCGCAAGCUCAAACGGAGCAAGAGGGCGCUGAACCAACCCUUGAAGAUUCAAGACCAGCCAAGCGGAGAAAGAUGGCCUUGAAUGACAUGGUCAAUGACUGAACUGCCGCCAUCAUGUCCUUUCUUUGAAGUCGGGGUUUUUCUUCAUAUCGGGGAGUUUCAUUCGGACAGGCUCGGUUCUUGUAGCGGGCCUACAAUGGAGACGAUCAUGACGCACUUUCUUUUGUGAUAUGAUUCGGUCUCACUUACGAUCUCUUUUCUAUUUUCUGUUUAUAUUGACCAUUUCCCCCUUUCCUUCUCUUUCUUAUGUCGUUCGCAUCUCAGCAUACUGCUUUUCCAGCGCAAGCGCGCCGCUCGUCUAGUCACGACCUAUUUUCCUUUGUUUUUUUCUGGAGCGGCAUGACUGAUUGGAACUCGAAUAGUGUGUUUCAUAUA
Aspergillus saccharolyticus JOP 1030-1 is the source of this 1998-nucleotide messenger RNA. RefSeq names its product putative C6 transcription factor (gene sclB). NCBI's taxonomy places the organism in Eukaryota, Fungi, Ascomycota, Eurotiomycetes, Eurotiales, Aspergillaceae. Bases 1 to 1665 code for a protein of 554 amino acids. Gene Ontology annotation, biological process: regulation of DNA-templated transcription. The transcript has 2 exons. The record is from RefSeq and is a predicted model, not a curated record. Gene Ontology annotation, molecular function: DNA-binding transcription factor activity, RNA polymerase II-specific; zinc ion binding.